Messenger RNA from Sphaerodactylus townsendi, 2122 nucleotides. RefSeq names its product cysteinyl leukotriene receptor 1 (gene CYSLTR1). The transcript has 2 exons. Gene Ontology annotation, biological process: G protein-coupled receptor signaling pathway. Bases 379 to 1452 code for a protein of 357 amino acids. Gene Ontology annotation, molecular function: leukotriene receptor activity. The record is from RefSeq and is a predicted model, not a curated record. NCBI's taxonomy places the organism in Eukaryota, Metazoa, Chordata, Lepidosauria, Squamata, Sphaerodactylidae. Gene Ontology annotation, cellular component: plasma membrane.
CAUCUGAGGCUGAGCUAGCAACAAAUCUUUGUGGUGCGUGAAAUCUGCCCCUGAAGCCACAAGUGUCUCUCUCCCUCUCUACAUCAGCAUUUCUCUGCUUCUGUUCUGGACAUCUAACAGGAGGCACACGUGCUUCCCUCCUCAUGCAAAGAGGAAGUCGUCUGCAUGGGAAAGAAGUAAUUUCUAUCCAAAGGCUAUUGUCAAUCACACACACACACGCAGACACACACACACACACACACACACGCGAUCGAGUCUGUUCUGCAGCCAAAACUUGGACGGCUUUCUGAAGAAAAUAAUUUCCUACGAACAUGACUGCCUCCUUUUGAAAACAGCAAGAAGCUUCUAACUGCUGCUUGGCAGGAAUUGGAUCGAGUGAUGCUGCCAUAUCCAACAGAACCUGCCAUGGCUGCUGGCGAGAAUGUCACAAGCCUGCCUACAACCAAUUCAACGUGUUCCGUUACCAUUGAUGAGUUCCGAAAUCAGGUGUACUCUACGGUAUACUCCAUCGUCACCAUCCUGGGGUUUGUAGGAAACAGCUUUGUGUUGUGUGUCCUGAUAAGGACGUACCAGGACAGGACAGCGUUCCAGGUGUACAUGCUCAACCUUGCGAUUUCAGACCUCCUCUUCGUAUGCACCCUCCCUUUGCGAGUGGUGUACUACAUUCACAAAGGCAACUGGUUCUUCAACGAUUUCUUGUGCCGGGUCACUUCUUAUGCGAUGUACGUCAACUUGUACUGCAGCAUCUUCUUCAUGACAGCCAUGAGCUUCUUCCGCUGCAUCGCCAUUGUUUUCCCGGUUCAGAACAUCCAUUUCUUAACGGAGAAAAGAGCCAGGCUGAUUUGUGCUACUAUCUGGAUUUUUGUGAUGCUGACGAGCUCGCCGUUUCUGCAGAGAGGCUCGCACUUCGACAAGCAGACCAACAAGACUAAGUGCUAUGAGCCCCCAUCAGACGGGAUGGUGCUGAAGAUCCUGGUGCUGCACUACAUUGCGUUGUUUGUUGGCUUCAUUGUGCCGUUUGCCAUCAUCACUAUCUGCUGCACCAUGAUCAUCAGGGCCCUGAUGAAGAACUCAAUGCACAAGAAGCAAGGAGCCCGCAGAAAGGCUGUCUGGAUGGUCAUCAUCGUGACCUUAACCUUCCUGAUCAGCUUCUCGCCUUACCAUGUUCAACGCACCGUCCAUAUCCAUUUUAUGAUGAGAAAAGACACCAGCUGUGAGGACGUCCUCUAUAUGCAGAAGUCGGUGGUGAUCACUCUUUCUCUAGCAGCGAUGAACUGUUGUUUUGACCCACUUCUCUAUUUCUUCUCUGGCGGCAAUUUUCGCAGAAGGCUCUCUACUUUCCGGAAGGCUUCGGCCUCCAGUGUGACACAACCGCAGAGGGUGAAGUUGUCCUCAAGGAACUUAGAGGAGGAAGCAUGUAAAGAAAAGGUGCCACAAAUUGCGGAAUCGUAGCCUUCCUCCUUUCCAGAAGCUAGAGCUGGGAGGUGACAAAAAGCUAGAAGACUUGUCCAGGUUUACAUUGUUCCUCUUUGAUUUGAAGAAUGUUGUCACGGAAGACAAUACAGCUUUGAUGUAGCUGCAAAGAAUCGCUCGGCUUUGAACUGCAGAUCAUAUGCCUCUAUUUCGCGUCAGCGUUGAUGUGUGGUAGAUCUGAUAUGUAGCAGAAUGCUGACCGUACAAGCAAAUUGCACAUUAGUGCAUACUGCCCCCCCUCCCAAAAAAAAACCUAGACUGCGUGUGCAUGAGCACCUGUCUGUAAGUGUGGUUGUAAACAGAACCCUUUUCUCAUAACAUCCCUCAAUAGGUAUAACUAGAUGGGGAAAGGCAAUGGGUAACAUUUCCUGACACCAUUUCCUAACCUCCAUAUGAUGUGACUGAAAGUUCAACCAGAGGUUACACAUGUACAAAUACAUACACAUACAGCAUACCCCAUAAAUUAAGAGCUGUGUGUUUUCCAGAGACAUUGUUCAUACAUACAGUUGUAGGCACACAGACUGUCUUCAGAUCUUUUGGGUGAAUAUAUGGAAGUUGGGGGUUUCCCUGUACCACAAGUGCAUGGAAGACUACUAAGCUAUGAAACCUAUGGUAGGCAUCCUUUACUACAAGAGAAAUAAAAUCCAUC